Trichoplax adhaerens is the source of this 663-nucleotide messenger RNA. RefSeq lists its product as uncharacterized. Gene Ontology annotation, biological process: translation. The annotation marks the transcript as partial. The transcript is spliced from 6 exons. Gene Ontology annotation, molecular function: structural constituent of ribosome. Gene Ontology annotation, cellular component: ribosome. The record is from RefSeq and is a predicted model, not a curated record. Lineage: Eukaryota; Metazoa; Placozoa; Uniplacotomia; Trichoplacea; Trichoplacidae.
CUUAGGAUAGAUAUCUUGCAUCGUUAUGUCGUUUGGCAGUUAGCAAAGAGAAGAGCGGGUACUGCAAAGACGAAGAAUCGAGGUGAAGUUAGAGGAGGUGGAAGAAAGCCAUGGCCUCAAAAAGGCUCAGGAAGAGCUAGACAAGGAAGUAUCAGAGCUCCACAUUUCAGAGGAGGUGGCACUGUUCAUGGACCUCGCCCUCGCAGUUAUGAUUUCACCUUUCCUCGUAAAGUUAGAUCUAUGGCAAUACGUGUUGCGUUGUCGGUCAAAUUUGCUCAAGGUGAUUUGUAUAUCGUUGACUCAUUUGGUUUGGAGACCCACAAAACACAAAACUUAAAGGACUUACUCGAUCAAAGAAAUUGGUAUAGCGCACUUCUUGUAGAUGGUAAUACAUAUGUAGAUGAAAAUCUUAGACUAGCUGCAAGAAAUAUUCAAAAGUGCGAUGUCCUACCUAGCUACGCGCUUAAUGUACAUAUGAUGCUGAAAAGACAUGCACUAGUUCUAUCCCUUCCUGCAUUGAAGAUAUUGCAAGAACGACUUGUAAAAGAUAUAGCUGAACCCGCUUGGGAUAAAUAUGAUUUUAAAAUGACAUCAUUAGAAUCCAUACCGGAAAGUAAUGAUCAACUACAACUGGAAGAAUCAGAGGAAUUUAAAGAAUCAUAA